Molecule: messenger RNA, 1452 nt
Organism: Arthroderma uncinatum
Lineage: Eukaryota; Fungi; Ascomycota; Eurotiomycetes; Onygenales; Arthrodermataceae
Product: azole resistance protein 1
Exons: 5
Coding region: 1-1452 (483 amino acids)
Biological process (GO): transmembrane transport
Molecular function (GO): transmembrane transporter activity
Source: RefSeq, a predicted model, not a curated record
AUGAUUCCAGAACAGGCUAAGCGGGCCCCAGCCAUAGAGCUACAGCAAAAUCAAGGCAUAAUACACGCUGAAAAUAACCAGCACAAGACGAAUGCGGAGCUAGAUCCUAUAGGUCAGGAUGCCAAUGAGCGGAAUUAUCCCCAUGGUAUGAAGCUUGCUGUGAUUGUUGGCUCUCUGGCCGCUUCGAUCUUCUUGGUGGCCCUGGACGAGACUAUUAUCACAACUGCAAUCCCCAAAAUCACUGAUGAUUUCCAUUCCAUAAAUGAUAUUGGGUGGUACGGAUCUGCGUACUUCAUGACCUUUGCGGCCUUUCAACUUAUAUUCGGCAAACUAUUCUCGUUUUACUCCAUUAAAUAUGUCUUCCUUGUCUCAGUUGCCAUCUUCGAAGUCGGCUCCCUGAUCUGUGCUACUUCUUCAACCUCCAGUGCCUUCAUUAUAGGUCGUGCCUUCGCAGGUUUAGGCAGCGCUGGCAUAAAUGCCGGCUUCAUCAUUGCAAAGAAGCCAUCAACCACUUGGCAGCAAAAGCUUGGUCAGAUGGACCUCCUUGGUACCGCUAUUUUGGUCCCAGGAAUCGUUUGCUUGCUUCUCGCUCUUCAAUGGGGUGGCUCGCUAUACAAAUGGAAUACUGCUCCACCGAUCGCUUUACUAGCAGCAGCAGGAGCGGCCGGGCUGGCCUUUGUUAUAGUCCAAGUCUGGAAGCAAGAGAGCGCUACUGUGCCUCCUCGAAUUAUCAAGCAGCGCAGCGUGGCAUGCAGUGCCUGUUACGUCUUCCAUGCAGGGGGCGCGCUCAAUGUCACUCAAUACUUCAUACCCAUCUGGUUUCAAGCUAUCCAAGGCGUUACAGCAUUUGACUCGGGAAGCCGCAUUCUGCCAACCACCCUUGGAACUGUGAUCUUCUCUCUCAUUGCUGGCAUCGGCGUUGCAAAAUUCGGAUACUAUACCCCUUUUAUGAUCCUAGGUGCUGCCUUACUAGUCACUGGCGCCUCCCUAAUAACAACAUGGCAAGUUUCAUCGUCCACUACGCAAUGGAUAGGGUACCAGCUCAUAUUCAGCGCUGGCGCCGGCCUUGGUAUUCAACAAACUCACACGGCUGCCCAAACAGUUCUCGCGCCCGUAGACGUGCCUAUUGGGGCUGUUAUCAUGAUCUUUGCGCAAAUUCUUGGUGGCGCAGUGUGGCUAUCUGUGGCACAGAAUGUGCUCACGAGCCAGUUACUUGAAGGCCUUGUUAAUGCUGUACCGGGUUUAGACCCCAAACUUGUGCUCGACAAAGGAGCAACAGGUUUCCGGGGGACUGUUGGGCCAGAAUCCUUGGGUGGUGUGUUAAAGGUGUACAAUUUUGCCUUGACAAGGACGAUUUAUUGUGGAGUUGCGCUGGCUGCUGCAGCAUUGAUUUCCUCGAUGGGAAUGGAGUGGAGAUCAAUUAAGAAGGUGUCGAGCUCUGAGCUAACCUAA